Molecule: messenger RNA, 3565 nt
Organism: Canis lupus familiaris (dog)
Lineage: Eukaryota; Metazoa; Chordata; Mammalia; Carnivora; Canidae
Gene: ABCB9
Product: ATP binding cassette subfamily B member 9
Exons: 12
Coding region: 261-2561 (766 amino acids)
Biological process (GO): transmembrane transport; peptide transport
Cellular component (GO): lysosomal membrane
Molecular function (GO): ATP hydrolysis activity; ABC-type oligopeptide transporter activity; ATP binding
Source: RefSeq, a predicted model, not a curated record
GCUCCGACCUUGCAGCGGCGCAGCGCGGGUGAGAGGCGGGGAGGAGCGGCGGGAGGAGCGAGCGAGUGCAGCGCCGGGUGCAGUCUCCAAUGAGCUGCACGGAACCUGCGCCCCUGACGACCCGAGCCCGCUGCGCCCCCUCCCCACGGCUCACCUGGUGUCAGGUAAGGUAACAGGUCUGGCCUCAUCCCAUGGACAAUGGCCUUGCCCCCAUGAGCUAGAGCCCACUCCUCAGCACCUGCCCACCACUAGCCAGCAGGAUGCAGCUGUGGAAGGCAGUGGUGAUGACCCUGGCCUUCAUGAGCACGGAUGUCGGCAUGACCACAGCCAUCUACAUCCUUAGCCACCUGGACCGCAGCCUACUGGAGGACAUCCGUCAUUUCAACAUCUUUGACUCAGUACUGGACCUCUGGGCAGCCUGCCUAUACCGCAGCUGCCUGCUGCUGGGAGCCACCAUUGGUGUGGCCAAGAACAGCGCCCUGGGGCCUCGGCGGCUUCGGGCCUCCUGGACAGUCAUUGCCCUCGUAUGCCUCUUCGUGGGCAUCUAUACCAUGGUGAAGCUGCUGCUCUUCUCCGAGGUACGCAAGCCGGUCCGGGACCCGUGGUUCUGGGCCCUCUUCGUGUGGACGUACAUCUCGCUUGCUGCAUCCUUCCUGCUCUGGUGGCUGCUGUCCACAGUGCGGCCGGACGCCAAGGCCCUGGAGCCGGGGACAGAGGCUGAGGCGGAGGGCUUCCCUGGGGAGGACCGGCCCCCACGGGAGCAGGCAUCUGGGGCUACGCUCCAAAAGCUGCUGUCCUACACCAAGCCUGAUGUGGCCUUCCUCGUGGCGGCCUCCUUCUUCCUCAUCGUGGCGGCUCUGGGAGAGACCUUCCUUCCCUACUACACCGGCCGGGCCAUUGAUGGCAUCGUCAUCCAGAAGAGCAUGGAGCAGUUCAGCACGGCGGUCAUUGUCAUGUGUCUGCUGGCUAUCGGCAGCUCAUUUGCCGCAGGUAUUCGGGGUGGCAUUUUUACCCUCAUAUUUGCCAGACUGAACAUUCGCCUUCGAAACCGUCUCUUCCGCUCACUGGUGUCCCAGGAGAUGAGCUUCUUUGAUGAGAAUCGCACAGGGGACCUCAUCUCCCGCCUCACCUCGGACACCACCAUGGUCAGCGACUUGGUUUCCCAGAACAUCAACAUCUUCCUACGGAACACGGUCAAGGUCACAGGCGUGGUGGUCUUCAUGUUCAGCCUCUCGUGGCAGCUCUCCUUGGUCACGUUCAUGGGCUUCCCCAUCAUCAUGAUGGUGUCUGACAUCUACGGCAAGUACUACAAGAGGCUCUCCAAAGAGGUCCAAAAUGCCCUGGCAAGGGCCAGCAGCACAGCCGAGGAGACCAUCAGUGCCAUGAAGACAGUGCGGAGCUUUGCCAAUGAGGAAGAGGAGGCAGAGGUGUACUCUCGGAAGCUGCAGCAGGUGUACAAGCUGAACAGGAAGGAGGCUGCAGCCUACACGUACUACGUCUGGGGCAGCGGGCUCACGCUGCUGGUAGUCCAGGUCAGUAUCCUCUACUACGGGGGCCACCUCGUCAUCUCGGGGCAGAUGACCAGCGGCAACCUCAUCUCCUUCAUUAUCUACGAAUUUGUCCUGGGAGACUGUAUGGAGUCCGUGGGCUCCGUCUAUAGCGGCCUGAUGCAGGGAGUGGGGGCCGCCGAAAAGGUGUUCGAGUUCAUUGACCGGCAGCCAACCAUGGUGCAUGAUGGGAACUUGGCCCCUGAGCGCCUGGAGGGCCGGGUGGACUUUGAGAACGUGACCUUCACCUACCGCACUCGGCCCCACACCCAAGUCCUGCAGAAUGUCUCCUUCAGCCUGUCCCCAGGAAAGGUGACCGCGCUCGUGGGGCCCUCAGGCAGUGGGAAGAGUUCCUGCGUCAACAUCCUGGAGAACUUCUACCCCCUGGAGGGGGGCUGCGUGCUGCUGGAUGGGAAGCCCAUCAGUGCCUAUGACCACAAGUACCUGCACCGAGUGAUCUCCCUGGUGAGCCAGGAGCCAGUGCUAUUUGCCCGCUCCAUCACAGACAACAUCUCCUACGGUCUGCCCACCGUGCCCUUUGAGAUGGUGGUGGAAGCUGCACAGAAGGCAAAUGCCCAUGGCUUCAUCAUGGAGCUUCAGGAUGGCUACAAUACAGAGACUGGGGAGAAGGGUGCCCAGCUAUCAGGUGGCCAGAAACAGCGUGUGGCCAUGGCUCGGGCUCUGGUGCGGAACCCACCUGUCCUCAUCUUGGACGAAGCCACCAGCGCCCUGGACGCAGAGAGCGAGUACCUGAUCCAACAGGCCAUCCACGGCAACCUGCAGAAGCACACGGUGCUCAUCAUCGCGCACCGCCUGAGCACGGUGGAGCGCGCACACCUCAUCGUGGUGCUGGACAAGGGCCGCGUGGUGCAGCAGGGCACCCACCAGCAGCUGCUGGCACAGGGUGGCCUCUAUGCCAAGCUGGUGCAGCGGCAGAUGCUGGGGCUCGAGCCCGCCUCGGACUGCUCGGCUGGCCUCAAGGAGCCGUUGGGCAGCGGCGGUCACAAGGCCUGACCACGGGCCCUGCCUCUCACAGUGGGGCAGAUGCCCUGGUGCCUGCCUGGCACAUGUACCCAUGGGGGCCACCCUGCUGCCCUCUGAGCCCAGGCCCAUGGCACUGGAGGGCAACCUGCCGUGUCCCACAUGUCACUGCUUCCUGCAUCUUGCCCCCGUUCCUGCCCUGUCACCCUGUCCGCUGGGCCACCGCCAGCCCACACCCCCCCUUCCCCACUGCCAUGAGCCACCUCCUCCAUUCGGGGCAGCGGAGACAAUGCUGGUCUCCAUCUGGUCUCCCAAGACUUCUAAGAGAAGGUAGAGCUACCUUUUUAAACCAAGAUCUUACCAGGUUUUUUACUGCUUGGUUUCAUGGGUGCCAGUCAACUCCUAGACUUCAAAAACAUUUUUUUAAUUGGGAGUAAUGAUGGGCAAGGUCACUGAGAUGUUCCAGGAACUUCUGAGCCAGGAGUGAAAGAUCCUAAUAGCCUGGGGGAUGUCAGAGGAGAACGAGGCCUCUGUCCCUCGAGAGAAGGGGCUUCCCUGUCCCUUCUGGGGACUUUCUCUCUCACUCUUCCCACCUCCGUGAGUCAGGCCAAGGGUCGGCAGCAAGAGUGGAAAGCACCAGUCUGCCCAUGGUCCCUGCCGCCCUGCCAAAUCUAAGCCAGUCUCACUGUGAACCACAACUAACCUUAACUGGGGGGGAGUGAGGGGCUGGCCAGGCCUGACAAAGCCUCAGGGUGUCCCCAGCCCUGCACCCAGCUUGAGCCCCUCAAUCCUGCCUCAUCCCCUGCUCCCAUUAUACCCCCUCCAGCGGCAGCCACCUCUCCCACAUCCACCCCUGCUGCUCUGCUCUUCGGAGGCUCGGAGGCCCUUCGGAUGUUGGAUGUUUGAGAGACACGUUCUCUUCCCUGUCUGGUGGACAGGACAGUGGCAAAGCUCAGGCUCUGGCUUUGCAGGGGUGGUGGUGGGGGAGCAUUGCAAGAUGUUGGAAGAAUCCGGUCAAUAAAGUGUACUACCUCUGA